UCUGGAUGCGAAGAAUAAUUUUCACAAGGAAAAUAGUCUCUGCAUUCUUUCGUUUUCUGUCUCAUUCGAAUGACGGCUCAGAUGGGUAUGAUUGGAAGGUACGUGACUUGCAGGAUAAGCGUGCAUUAGCUAUGAAUUAUAUUGGUGAUAUUAAAAAAAGAGUACCUAUCCAUGAUGCGAUACGCAUAAAGGCCCAGAUUAAUAAUAAGGCUCUCGAUCACAAUGAUGGUCCAAGUAGUCUUUUUGAACCUAUUUCCUCUUUAACUGAACAUGAAGAGACAUACGAUGAUGUUAGAAAAUACAUGGAAACCGUUAUUAAUGGUUUGAUGGAUGAGUUUUCCGGUGACAUUCUUGAUUCCAUUCAUGAAAGUGAUGCUUCGUUGUUGAAGGAUGAAUUCUUUGGUGAUGAACAAACGCGGUCAGAUUGCCUACAGAAAUGGUUGAAAUUCAGACGCGAAGUGUCAGAUUACCAAAGUUAUUUAUCUGUUCCGAUUUCGGAACAAAAUGCUUGGUCAGCGUGGUAUUUGAGACAUGUAAAAGGAAACUUCUCAAACUCAUAAAAUAAUAAUAAUAAUAAUUAUCCAAA
Phytomonas sp. EM1 is the source of this 586-nucleotide messenger RNA. The record is from the annotation of a GenBank genome assembly. NCBI's taxonomy places the organism in Eukaryota, Euglenozoa, Kinetoplastea, Trypanosomatida, Trypanosomatidae.